AGAGGAGAAGAGUCAACAAUAGAGAGUUUGAGAGAAAGAAGGAGAGAGUGAGGAAGAGACCCUCCAUUGGUGGCUGUUGGAAAAGAACCAGAAGCAUAGAGUUUGCUGCUGGAAAUUCAUCUCAGAUUUUCAAAGGUAGUUCUUGAUAGAUUUUGGCUCUUGGAAUGACGACCUCAGUCUUUGUGAUGGACGAGCAUUGUUCAAUGGCACGCACUAGAGGAGGGAGUGUUAGUGGAAGAGGAAGAACUCCUCGCAGCACCAGGAGCCGAAAUGUCGAGACUCAUCAAACUGGACCCAGGACGCCUACUGGAAACAUCCAACAACAGCAAGCGUUCAUUAUGAAUGCCUUGCACAUGAUUACAGGGUUGAUACAUAGACUGGCGCAGAACGUUUCUUCAGGGGGAACCAGUACAGAUACAAACGCGACAACGAAUGGUGAGGCAAGGGGCGCAACUCACCAACAGUUUAUGAGCUUGCAUCCUCCAAAGUUUCAUGGGAAAGGCACUGCUGACGAUGCAGAAGAGUGGAUACAAGAAAUCGAGGAAAUUUUUACCACCCUGGAAGUGCCUGACAACAAGAAGGUUCGGUAUGGAACCUUUAUGUUAAAAGGAUAUGCUAAUGAAUGGUGGCAGACCCAACGUGAAGUGAAGUUUGCAAAUCACGAAGCGUCUUGGGAAGAAUUCAAAGAAGCCUUCACACAUGCUUACAUCCCAGCCUUCACACGGGAGAAACGCAUGCAAGAAUUUUUUGAGCUUCAACAAAUGAGUAUGAGCCUGCACGAAUACGUUGUCAAAUUCAGACACUUGGAAAAAUACUGCCCCCAUGUGUAUACUUCCGAUACGGACAGAGCAAAUAAGUUUAUCAGAGGACUUAAAGACGGGUUGCGAAGCAAAGUAAUGUGUAGUCGCCCACAAGACUUGGACGAUGCAAUUGACAUGGCCACACGCUUUGAUGAAGAUUGGAAUAGGACUCAUGGGAUAGACAAGAGGAAUGAAUUUCUGCGGUCCAAGUCGAGGCCAAACAUGUUCAAGAGGAGGCGCAGUGACAGGGUGAACCAGGGGGACAAAUUCAAGAGACAGAGGCCAUCAUCAUCCAGGCAGGACGAGGAAUGUCCCAAAUGUCAUCGCCAGCAUCCCAGUAAAACAUGUUACAGAGAUGUCGGGGCAUGUCUCUACUGCGGAACGCAAGGACAUUUUAUUUGUGAGUGCCCAAAGAAGAAAGAGGCUGAGCAGAUGCGUGGUGUAGCCAACCAACCAGUAGAGAAGAAGGUACUUGGGAGAGUUUAUGCAACAACGGUAGAGGAUUUGAAAUCCAUCGACUUGAUUGAAGUAAGAAUUAAAUCCGCAGAGAUGUCUGAGGAAGAUCACUAUGCUGUCCUCGGUCUCCCUUCUGGCAUUGAAGGAACAAAGAUCUCAGAGUCCGAAAUUCGCAAAGCAUAUAAGGCAAAAGCAUUAAGAUACCACCCAGACAAGAGACCUGAUGACCCUACAGCAGCAGCAAGGUUCAUGACAAUACAGACCUCUUAUGAAAUCCUGGUCGAUGUUUCUGCUCGUAAAGCAUAUGAUGAUCUCUUGAAACUCAAGCAUGAGCAGCAGCAGAGGCAGAACCAGGUUUCUGCUAAACGCAGGAAAAUGAUGGAUAAACUUGAAGAGGAAGAGAGAGCUUUUGCUUCAAAUGCUAAGAGCCAAGCUGAGAUGGAUAUAGAGGAAAUAGAGAGGGCUAAGAAGAAAAUUGAAGAAGAGAUUGCAAGAAUCUUGUCCAUGAAGGCAAAGCAAGCUUCUUCCACCUUUUCGAAGAAAGAGCAUGUUGGCAACAAUGCUCCACAACCAGUGUCAUUGGACAAAAGCAAGAUUAUCGAAGUCACAUGGUGCCACUCCAAGGAUGUGUCUGAUGUACAACGAUUGUAUGAGUUAUUUGGGAAAUUUGGUGUGGUCGAGGAUGUCGUUAUCAGAUCAAAGAAGGCAUUAGUUGUCAUGGCCUCUAGAGACAGUGUGGUUUCCGCAACAAAAAGCUUCUUUGUUGAUGAUUUAAAUGCCUUACGUAUCCGCCCUCUUUGCCCUGUAACCACUGUUUCAUCAAGCCCUUUUGAAGAGAAGUUAGAUGAUGUUCCAGAAUAUUCAAAUCUCGUUGGUUCUGCAUUCCAUGCCCAUGAAGAAUCCAUUCUUCAGAAACUUAAGCAGGCUGCUGAAAGACAAAAAGCAGAAGCACAGUCUCGAGAUGCAUCGUCAAGGCAGAGCUGAAUGAUGAGUGCUUUUCAAUAUUCUGUGUAAGGGUGCAAGGUAGAAGGGACGUCAUCAUCUUUUCUUGGCCCAAUGUCCACUUUUAAACCAAGUUAAGGAUUUACUGCAGAUUGGCAGGUCUCAUGUACUGUGCCGAGCAGAUUGAUUUGAAAGUGGUUUCUUUGGAUUGGACAGCUUGUAUGUCAUCUAAUGUUGCUGUUACAAGUUCCUCCUGAAGGUAAGAUGAUUAUAGUAUUUUGUUCAAAGGUACGAUUGUGAUAGUUUCCUUCCAUAUUGCUGUGAAAGUUGUAAAUUAUAGACUGCUGAAGGGGAGGAAGCAUCAAGGAUACCAGUCUCUGUCUGUUAGUAAAAUGAUAUUCAUAAUUGCUGGGGAACACAUAUAUUAUAGUCUUACCAACAAGUAUAAUCUUGUAACUAAGUGUUGGUUGAUCAAGCCACAUAUGGUGAGAAAGUAGGUGCAUUUUAAGAACUUUGUGCAACUUAUUAUUUCUUUGAUGAUGCAAUUUUGAACUAUUCCAUACUGUUGGAUAGAACAAUAGUUGUUAAGAAUUAAACUUUUGGCUUGUUUGCUGGAGUGAACAUGGAUUGCAGCUACUUAUUGCUAGGUAUAACAUUUAUGUAAAUGAUAGAGAGGAUGGUGAAACUUAUAUCAACGAGGACAUGUCAAGGCAAACCAGUUUGGCAGUUAUUUUCUUAACAAUAUUCAACUCUUAAAUACAGGAUUAUCUAGUUCCCUAGAAGCAACUUUUUGAAUGUAAAAGGUCAAGCCUUACACUCUUGACUCUUUUGCGACUUCACUCUCUGGAGCACUUUUUUGGUGGCUUGAUCAGAUCCUAAUGCUUUCUGAUCGACAGUACAUUGUUCUCCUCAAUGCAGUGUUUCUAAGACCCAUGUCAGGAGAUAAUUCUUGAAAAAUAUCCCAACAUGUAGCUUUUAAGCACUCCCGAAAUAUUGUCCUAGAGUGUUUGAAGGCGGUUCUGAGGCAUCCUCCUGACUUGGUUUUGAAGUCUUCGACGAGAAUGGAGGAGAAUGCAGUCAUUAAGGCAAUGGGCUCAGUUAUUUUUGGUCCAUUAUUCAAAAGGUACCCAAUGGCACAUCAUGUGACCAGGCGGCAGUUGGAGAUUCUGCUCGUAUCUUCGCUCCCAGUACCAACAUCAUUUCGUGCAGCUUUAGUAAAGAAAAUGUUAAAUCUGCGCAUUACACCUCAGACGUUGUUGCCUCUAUUCUUUGUGGGUUGUAAGCCCUCUAGUCUUUGUGUAGAUGAAAACCUUUGUGUGCAAUAUUGUUUUUGUGAAGUUUGGUGUGAAUCAUUACUCAUAUUUGGACAUUGAAUUUGUGAAAAUUUUAUGCGCUUUCUUCGUCAUCUUGUAA
This is a messenger RNA of Nymphaea colorata (pocket water lily), 3611 nucleotides long. RefSeq lists its product as uncharacterized. Gene Ontology annotation, molecular function: nucleic acid binding; zinc ion binding. Bases 165 to 2240 code for a protein of 691 amino acids. Lineage: Eukaryota; Viridiplantae; Streptophyta; Magnoliopsida; Nymphaeales; Nymphaeaceae. The record is from RefSeq and is a predicted model, not a curated record. The transcript is spliced from 6 exons.